Sardina pilchardus (European sardine) is the source of this 2299-nucleotide messenger RNA. It is a transcript of the gene cdk5rap1, whose product is annotated as CDK5 regulatory subunit associated protein 1. Lineage: Eukaryota; Metazoa; Chordata; Actinopteri; Clupeiformes; Clupeidae. The record is from RefSeq and is a predicted model, not a curated record. Gene Ontology annotation, cellular component: mitochondrion. Gene Ontology annotation, biological process: negative regulation of cyclin-dependent protein serine/threonine kinase activity; tRNA modification. Gene Ontology annotation, molecular function: methylthiotransferase activity; 4 iron, 4 sulfur cluster binding. The coding region runs from base 328 to 2148 and encodes 606 amino acids. The transcript is spliced from 13 exons.
CAUUGACAGCAAGGGUUGAGUGACUUCUUUGAGGUGGCUGAUGCAGUAAGGUAGUGUUACACAUGGAGAAAUAAAAAUGUUAGAUUGUCUGUUAUUAAGAUGAUCUAUUUAACACUGCAACAAAUGAGUUGGGAAUAGGUCACUGUCCAUUGUAAUUAGCCAUUCACGUUGAAGGUUGUCAUCAUGUCUUCAGGUGGACGCAGAUAACGUUAGUAGCACGACCCAACUGGCUCUGUUAAAUUAGGCUACUUACCUUAAAUUAUCUGGAAACGCUAAAAGUAACAAAUUACAGUUUAAAGAAAUACCUCAAACGUCAACGGUGGCAUAAUGAGAUCCAGAGUGUUAACGUUAUAUCUACAAAAGUUGUUAAAGUUAUCCUCGCCAAAUCUGUCAACACAUGGCCGUAGCUGCUCUGUGAGUGCAUCGGUCAACAGCAACGUUAAUGUUAAACAAAAAGACGAAUUGUUCAAGACAAAGUUAGCGACUGGACCAGGCUUUCAUGACUUCAUCAAAGAUGUUUCUGCUAGCAAGAAAUCGACGAGCAUCAAUCAGGAAUCUGACAGUAGACAUGCAUAUCUUCCCGAGGACGCAACUGAUGGAAAUUCAAGGAAAGUGUUUUUUGAAACCUAUGGCUGUCAGAUGAACGUCAAUGAUACUGAGAUUGCUUGGUCAAUUCUGCAGAAAAAGGGAUAUCUCCGAGCCAAAGAACUCACUGAGGCAGAUGUUGUUCUCCUAGUCACAUGUUCAGUCAGAGAGAAGGCAGAGCAGACCAUCUGGAACAGACUUAAACAGCUCACUGCUCUCAAAAAGAGGCGAACAAAAACUCAGGGCCCCAUGAAGAUUGGACUUUUAGGUUGCAUGGCAGAGCGUCUGAAAUCAGAGCUACUGGAACGGGAGAAGCUUCUAGACAUUGUGGCUGGUCCGGACGCAUACCGAGACCUUCCCCGCUUGUUGGCUCUGGCCUCUGGUGGACAGCAGGCCAGCAACGUGCUUCUCUCCCUGGAAGAGACCUACGCUGACGUCAUGCCUGUGCAGCACACCACAGGACAGAGUGCCUUUGUGUCCAUCAUGAGGGGUUGUGACAACAUGUGCAGCUACUGCAUCGUUCCCUUCACGCGAGGUCGGGAGCGAAGUAGACCGGUGACCUCCAUUCUAGAGGAAGUCCGGCUCCUCUCUGAGCAGGGGAUCCGGGAGGUCACGCUUCUGGGCCAGAAUGUGAACAGCUACCGGGACACGUCCGAGCAGCAGUUCUGUGGCCCGGAGCCGACCCAGCUCAGCCGUGGCUUCAGCACCGUGUACCGGAUCCGCCAGGGAGGCCUGCGCUUUGCAGACCUGCUGGAACGCGUGUCGCUCGUCGAUCCCAACAUGAGGAUCCGCUUCACGUCCCCCCACCCAAAGGACUUUCCCGACGAGGUGCUGCAGCUGAUCCAGGAGCGGCCGAACAUCUGCAAGCAGAUCCACCUGCCCGCGCAGAGCGGCAGCAGCCGCGUUCUCCAGGCCAUGCGCCGCGGGUACACAAGGGAAGCCUAUCUUGAACUUGUGGAAAAUGUUUGCCGCAUAAUUCCUGGGGUGAGCCUGAGUAGCGACUUCAUCGCUGGCUUCUGCGGGGAGACCGAGGAGGACCACCAGGAGUCACUCUCUCUGCUCCGAGCCGUGCGUUACAAUGUGGGCUUCCUGUUCGCCUACAGCAUGAGGAAGAAGACCCAUGCGUACCACCGUCUCCACGACGACGUAUCUGCGGAGGUGAAGCAGCGGCGACUGCAGGAGCUCAUCGCCGUGUUCCGAGAAGAGGCGGCACGCGUCAACGGCAGCCUCGUGGGCAGCACCCAGCUCGUCCUGGUGGAGGGAGAGAGUAAGAGAUCUGCUCAGGAGCUGUCUGGCAGGAGUGAUGGCAACGUGAAGGUGAUCUUCCCCAAGCGAGAAGUGCCUGGCCUGGACCCAGGUUCCCACUCCGAGCCAAUCAAACUGGGAGACUACAUACUGGUCAAGAUUGCGUCGGCCAGCUCCCAGAGUAUGAGAGGCUAUCCUGUGUGCCGCACCACCCUGAGUGAGGCCACUCGUCACUCAGCCGACGCCCUGCAGCAGCAACAGCAGCAGCUCUCCAGCGCCCAGCUCCCCAAAGACAGCCACGUACACUCCUGUGGCUAACACUGACUGUGCUGGACACUCAGACUGAGAUUGAAAAUGAGAGAGUGACAAAUGUGCCCUUGUGGAGAAGGAGAGAGAGAGAGAGAGAGAGAGAGAGAAAAAGAGAAAGAGCGAGAGAAAAAUCACUCUGGAGAAGGAGUGGUUAAAAACC